AUGGAUUUUGAAUUUAUAAAGUACAAUAAAAUAAGAAAACAUUUAAACACAAACCAAAUUACCAUCAUAUUAUAUAAUAAUAAUAAUAAUAAUAAUAAUAAUAAUAAUAAUAAUAAUAAUAAUAAUAAUAAUAAUAAUAAUAAUAAUAAUAGAGAUAAUAAAAUUAAUUAUUAUGAUUUACCAAAUAUAUUGGUAUUAAAUGACGUAGAAAUUAAAUAUAACCAUCUCUCUUCAGAAGAAGAGAAAUGUAAAGUAUGGGAGCUUUGUAUGGAUAUAGAUCCUUCAAAGCCACUUAAAUUAAAAAUUUUAGCAGAAGUUUUAGAUAACUUCCUUUCAAGUUUGUCAUAUACAGCUAUGGCAUGUUUAACUUUUAUCGUUUGGAUGAUGUUUUGGAUUCCUAGAAAAUUUUUUGGUAACAGUAGAAGCUAUCCAAAUCCAAAUCAUCACCACCAACUUGAAACACAAACUCAGCCAAUCUUUGUCAAUGAUUUGGUAAAUUUGGAAAAAGAUUUCAAGGAACUUAGAUUACUAUAA
Molecule: messenger RNA, 534 nt
Organism: Dictyostelium purpureum
Lineage: Eukaryota; Evosea; Eumycetozoa; Dictyosteliales; Dictyosteliaceae
Exons: 6
Coding region: 1-534 (177 amino acids)
Biological process (GO): lipid homeostasis; nuclear envelope organization
Cellular component (GO): nuclear membrane; nuclear envelope
Source: RefSeq, a predicted model, not a curated record